This is a messenger RNA of Phoenix dactylifera (date palm), 1497 nucleotides long. Its product is annotated as tricin synthase 1-like. Lineage: Eukaryota; Viridiplantae; Streptophyta; Magnoliopsida; Arecales; Arecaceae. The record is from RefSeq and is a predicted model, not a curated record. Gene Ontology annotation, molecular function: S-adenosylmethionine-dependent methyltransferase activity; O-methyltransferase activity.
UCGCACGGCUCUACUACUAGCUACUAACGCCUCGCUCAGGGCGUCAGUCUCCCACGGGGCCGAGCUUUUUGCCCGUUUACCCUUCCUCCAAAUCACGAUCUAUCACCCAGAUGCCAUCCCUCGCACAAUUCAAUUCCAUGGCAAAACCCCUACCUCUGCUCUGCCGCUCUCUAAAGCCAUCGAUUUCUCGCUCCCCUGGCUCUCACCCCAAGAUACCCCCUUCGCCUUCUCUCCUCCCAUGCCUCGGGAGGCCCCUUCGAAGCCUGAGCAACGACGCGGCGCCCGUCGUGGUCGCCGGCAACGACAAGUACGGGAAGAAGCAGGUCGUCAGCGUCACCCCUCAGCUCUAUGAUUUCAUCUUGUCCAAUGUUCGUGAGCCCCCGAUCCUUCGUGAGCUUCGUGAAGAAACGGCAGCCAUGAGAGGGAGCCAGAUGCAGGUAUCUCCUGAUCAGGCCCAACUGCUUGCAAUGCUUGUACAGAUUCUUGGGGCACAAAGGUGCAUUGAAGUUGGUGUAUAUACAGGAUACUCCUCUUUAGCUAUUGCACUAGUUCUUCCUGAAUCAGGCCGUUUGGUUGCAUGCGAAAGAGAUGCCAAAUGUCUUGAAAUUGCCAAGAAGUAUUAUGAGCGGGCUGGUGUCUCUCACAAGGUGGAUGUAAAGCAUGCCCUAGCAGUGGAUUCUUUAAAAGCUUUAAUUCUGAAUGGUGAAGCUUGCAGCUAUGAUUUUGCAUUUGUUGAUGCUGAAAAGCGAAUGUACAACGAAUAUUUUGAGUUACUAUUGCAACUGGUGAGGGUUGGAGGGCUUAUUGUCAUUGAUAAUGUUCUUUGGCAUGGCAAAGUUGCAGAUCCCCAAGUAAAUGACCCAAAGACCAUCAGUAUACGAAAUUUUAAUAAGAAAAUUCUUGAGGACGAGCGCAUUAGCAUUUGUAUGGUGCCAAUUGGGGAUGGCAUGACAAUAUGCCGCAAAAGAGCACAAGGUUGAAUCCUGUAUGAGGUUUCAAGGUCCUUUGAGAUCCUGCUGCUUUCAUUCAUGAGCUGAGACAGCUGAGACCUUUGCUUUGAGGCACUUGAUGAAAUUCUUUCAAGACCUGACGAUUUACAAUCAGCCUCCUGGAGCAAAUUCGCAGUGAAAGGGCCAGGACCCAUCACCUGGACUGUAGAAGCAUCUCUUGUUGGUAAAUGAACUGCUGCACGUAUUGGUCCAAUUCUUCAUUUUUAAAGAGAAAGGGAGGGGUUCCCACCCUGUACAAAGUACAUAGCCUUAUACACUUUGGGAUCCUCCACCCCAAACUCCAAUCCAACACCUCCUUGUCAUAGGGAGUGUGCGACCAUUUUGGCAAUGACUUGUUCACUUGCCGAAUGUAUUCUUUUCAAAGAGUAAUUUUGUAGUUUGGCUAUUACCCAGAGGCAUCACAUAUGGAUAUAAGAAUUGUGGGUCCCUGAAUUACUUCUGUUAAUUGGAAGCAAUUAUGCAAGUGUUUGUGGGUUAAUUGAUUUCA